Molecule: messenger RNA, 2942 nt
Organism: Drosophila willistoni
Lineage: Eukaryota; Metazoa; Arthropoda; Insecta; Diptera; Drosophilidae
Product: RNA-binding protein 5-A
Exons: 13
Coding region: 81-2789 (902 amino acids)
Biological process (GO): mRNA splicing, via spliceosome
Cellular component (GO): nucleus
Molecular function (GO): RNA binding
Source: RefSeq, a predicted model, not a curated record
UUUACUUCUGGCCACUUCAUUAACUAAGCAGGCUAGGAUUUGGUAUUGUUUAUGUCGAACUCUUGACAAAAACGUCUAAGAUGGACUUCCGGUAUGGACGUAGCUUUUCAGGGGGUAGCAGCAACAAUAGUCAAUAUCGACGUUAUAGUCGCUCCCGUUCACGUUCCCGUGAACGCAAUCGGCGCCGUCAUUCCCGUUCCCCAUUGCAUUUUCGACACAAUGACGGCUCAGAUCAGGACUCGUAUCGAGAUCUGAUUGAUGAUGAAUACAAGAAGGAAGGUGGCUAUAAUUCGCGCAAUCACUAUGGGCAUCGGCAACAUCGUCGGGAGGAAUCUUUUGAUCGCCGUGACGACAUUCAUAAUCGUCGGGAUGAUAAUUCAAAUCGCCGUGAAGAUAAUUAUGAGAAUGAACGCGAUUCACGUUUCAAAAACUAUGACAGGCAAGCACGGGAACGAAAUAUGGAUAAUGACAGAUGCAAUGACAGGAGCGGUCGCAGCGGUGAAAACACAACAAAUAACAACAAAUUCGAUCGACGUGAGGAUCGCAAUGAUCGCAAUGAUCGAAAGGUUCAAAAUCAAAAUACAGAAAGGGACAAUGAGCGAGGAUACCAACAGAAUAGAAAACGUCGUAUUUCUGAAGAGGCCACCAGUAGCACAGUUGUAAUCUUUGAUUUAUCUCCAGAUUGUACAAAAGAAAUGCUUUUGGAUAGGAUACGGCAAGUGAAUUUGGAGCCAGUUCAUAUAAGUAGAAAAAAAAUUGCAGGUUCAUCACGGGAAAUAGCAUUUGUUGACUUUAGUGCUCUCGAAGAAGCCAAACAGUGGAUGGAUAUAAAUCAGGGUAGAUUUCAAGUUGGUGACCAUCGCUAUAUCAUGGACUAUGGCCACAAAAGGAAUACAGAUUGGCGUUGUAUAAAGUGUGGUGGAAAUAAUUUCAAAAGUCGUAUCAAUUGUUACAUGUGCAAGGCUCCACGGAUUGAAUCUGAAAAUGGGGAAAAUGAUGGCCUCGAUGAAGUUACCCACAUUAUAUCGAAAAAGAUAAUGCUACGGAAUCUGGAUGCUUUGACCAAUGAGGAAGGAGUCCUGACAGCCCUGCAGCUGGCGAUACCCGAUCUGGCCAAGAAUGUUAGCAAACUGGAGAUAAGUCGUGAUAAACUGACCCAAACAUCGCGUGGCAUAUGUUAUCUUCACUUUGAGACUUUGAUCGAGUCGAUGAAUGUGCAUAAUGGACUGACAGCACUUGAUCCGCCUCUGACUAUAGAUGAAAAAGCCGUUACUAUUAACUAUUGUAUGGAACCAGAGGAUCGUCAAGUAGCUUCCAAGGAUAAUAGAUCUAAUUUAAGAUCUCAAAUGGGGAUACCCACAUCGGUUAAUGGUGGCACACAUACUCUGGCUGAUGUACCCCAAUUGGCGGAAUACAGUGCCACUCUAUAUGCCUCAAAUCCGGCGGAAAAAGCACAAUAUCUACAAUAUUACACAGAUUACUAUACCACAGAGAUAACUAAAGGCAAUCGCAUUGGCUCACAGUUGACGGAGGCCAAUUCGGGAGCAGCUGUGGCCUUGGAAGCCAUACAACGUAAGCAGCAAAAGACAUUGGGAACACCCAAGGGCAAUGAUGGCAAGACAUAUCCUCCACCAAAUGUUGCCUGCUAUCAGUAUGAUGAAACAUCGGGUUAUUAUUAUGAUCGAAGUACUGGACUAUAUUACGAUGCACAUUCCCAAUAUUAUUAUAACAGCGAGACGGGAGCUUAUUUAUAUUGGGAUCAGAGUCGUAGUACAUAUUUGUUGGCUACUCCUAACGCCACAGAGACAGGCCAGGUGCCAACUCAACCAGAGGCUAAGGAGGAGGCUAGUAAAUCUGAGAAGGAAACCGAUGGUAAAGAGGAUAAAGUUAAAGUUGCCAAAAUGAUAGUCAAAGACAUGGAGAAAUGGGCAAAACAUUUGAAUCAAAAGAAGGAUUACACUGUGGUGGCUACGCCACAGCCUAUUUUAAGUGGCCCAUCGGCUAAAGUCGAAUUGCCGAGCACAUCUCGUGUAAUCCCACCACAAAGUAGUAAUAGUAGUAGUGCCUAUGCCGAUGUCGGUUUCUCUAUAAUGGAGAAAAGGGAACGAGUUCCUAUCAGCACCAGCAGCUUUACUGCCAUGAAUAAGCUAGCCAAUAAUUAUGGGAAUGGUUCAGAGUCGGAGGAGGAUCCAGGAGCAGUAAGUCAAUCUGCAUCAGUGGACACAAAUGCCAAAGCCAAUGGUGGUUCAGAUGAAAAGGACUUGGUGGACUUUGAGAAACUAACCUGCCUGCUUUGCAAACGUGCCUUUCUGUCCUUGGACACCCUCCAGAAGCAUUUAAAACUAUCGAAUUUACACAAAGAUAAUCUAGCGAAAAUUAAACAGAACUCUGAAGCUGAAGAUGGUUCAAAUGGAGGUCAAUCUUAUCGCGAUCGCGCCAAGGAGCGACGUCUUAAAUAUGGAGAGAGUGAUCCACCGCCUUCAAAUCGCAACCGUGAGGUUUUUCAACGCGAAAUGUCGAAUUUGCAAAAUAAGCGAAAACCAAAGGAAGCGGAUCCGGAAACGCCAAUUGCAUCUAGUAAUGUGGGAAGUCGGCUGUUGCAGAAAAUGGGCUGGUCUGAGGGUCAGGGUUUGGGUCGUAAGAAUCAAGGACGCACACAUAUUAUUGAGGCUUCAGACAGAAGGUCUGAGAAUUUGGGUCUAGGCAAUAAAGUGAGCGGUGUUCGGCGAGAUGACGAUUACAAUACCUAUGUGAAACGUAUGAUGAAGCAACGUUACAAGAAUGCUUAAAGAUCAUUGCUUUACUUUUUUAAUAAUUGUAAUUUAAAUUUUAUAUUAAUUUGUUUUUAAAAAUCAUGGAAAUGCUUACCUCAAAAGCUCAAUUUAACUAGGAACAAUUAAUUUACGAAUUGUAUAAAAUAAAACUUAUUAUAGAAUUUAUAA